Molecule: messenger RNA, 1901 nt
Organism: Papilio machaon (common yellow swallowtail)
Lineage: Eukaryota; Metazoa; Arthropoda; Insecta; Lepidoptera; Papilionidae
Product: transmembrane protease serine 9-like
Exons: 10
Coding region: 222-1889 (555 amino acids)
Biological process (GO): proteolysis
Molecular function (GO): serine-type endopeptidase activity
Source: RefSeq, a predicted model, not a curated record
UGGAUCACAAAACAAGGUCAAGAGAUAUGCUACCGAUCUAAACAAACCGGUUUACUGGGUAUCUAUCAAGAGUCACGGCGUCCUGCGGAGAGAAAAGUAACACUUUCGUGACCGUCAUGCGCUACACAAACUUAAUAUUCAAUAGUAAACGCGAUAUAUAGCAGCACUUUGCUCAACCUUAUCGCAUUUCACCGACAAUUUAGAUUAGGUAGUGUUAGAAUAUGACGUCUUCAAUGUCGCGUUUUUUGAUUUUCUUAGCUUGUUUAGGACUCAGUAUUGCGAUAGAGGUAAUAUUAUCAGAAAGAGUCCCUGUGAACGUUAAAUUCACAGAAGUAGCAAAGGAGAGCGAUACAAAUGAGGAACGUAUAGUAGGAGGUAGGAAUGCGACCUGCGAGGAAUUCCCACACCAAGUCAGCUUUGUUGUUAACAACUCUUAUUUCUGUGGAGGAUUUAUAAUUAGCGAUCAGUACAUCCUGACUGCGGCACAUUGCGCACAAGAGGUCGAUCCUUCAACAGUUGUCAUGAGAAUCGGCAGUACAUGGAGAAAGAACGGUACAAAAGUGACAGUAACAGAAGUUAUACCCUACCCGGAGUACAACAAUCCACCUUACGACAAGGACAUAGCUGUUAUGAAGAUCGCCGAGCCUUUACAGUUUGAUGCCUGCACUCAACCCAUAGCUCUGCCUCCCAAGGGACUAACAGCUAGCUACGGUGAAGUUAUAACAGUUAGUGGAUGGGGACGUACUAAGCAAGGUGUUACCAUGAUACCUGAUAGAUUGAUGGCAGUUAACCUGACUGUAGUAAACCACACGCUCUGCCGCGCGUCUUACCUCCCGCUCUCAAUCACUGAGAACAUGCUGUGCGCAGGAAAUUUCUUUUUAGGGGGACAGAGCACUUGCCAGGGUGAUUCCGGUGGCAUUGGUACAAUCAACAAUGUAGCCCGAGGCAUAGUGUCAUUUGGCCGGGGCUGCGGCCAGCCGCUCGCUCCCAGCGUCUUCACCGACAUCUCCGCGCCUGAUAUGAGGGACUUUAUUACGAAGCACACGGGAUUAUUUACAUUUACCGAGAAAAUGUGGUCUUCAGUCUUUGUAUAUUUGAUAAUGUGUGGAUUCUUGUUUGCAUAUCAAAAUGAAAUAACUGAAAAAAAUUCUAUCGAUAACAUAAGUGAAGGAGAAAGUGAGAGUAUCGGACAAGAAGCUCGGAUAGUCGGCGGUCGGCGCGCGACCUGCGAAGAAUUCCCGCACCAAGUUAACUUUAUUGUUAACAACUCUUUCUUCUGCGGGGGCUUCAUUGUACACGAACGAUUUAUUCUAACAGCAGCACAUUGCGCACAGAAUGUCGAUCCAUCCACUGUCGUACUAAGGACAGGGAGCUCUAACCGAAAGAACGGUUCAAUAGUCCCGAUAGAAGAAGUGAUACCAUAUCCAAAAUAUAAUAAUCCACCACUCGACAAAGAUAUAGCCGUAUUCAAGACGGCUAAACCUAUAGAGUUCAAUUCGUGCACUCAGCCUAUAAAGUUACCAACCAGAGGUUUCUCACCCUUGGCCGGGUCUGAAAUGACUGUCAGUGGUUGGGGACGCACCAGGCAAGGGGCAUCCACGCUACCGGAUAGUCUGAUGGCAGUCAAUUUAACGAUUAUUGACCGCAUGCUAUGUACCAUCGCUUAUGGGACCACGUUCACAAACAACAUGUUCUGUGCGGGAAAUUUUAUAUUAGGCGGGAAAAGCGCUUGUCAGGGUGACUCAGGAGGGGUUGGUGCGGUAGACGGUGUGGCCCGGGGCGUCGUGUCGUACGGGCGCCUUUGCGGCCAACCUCUAGCGCCGACAGUCUUCGCUGACCUAGCCGCACCGAAGCUCCGGGAUUUCAUCACUACUGUAACGGGAUUAUAAUAAUAAACUGGA